Diabrotica virgifera virgifera (western corn rootworm) is the source of this 513-nucleotide messenger RNA. Its product is annotated as glutamic acid-rich protein-like. The transcript has 2 exons. The coding region runs from base 193 to 417 and encodes 74 amino acids. The record is from RefSeq and is a predicted model, not a curated record. Lineage: Eukaryota; Metazoa; Arthropoda; Insecta; Coleoptera; Chrysomelidae.
AACACUGAAAAAUGUUGUAUUAAAAAUUGCAAAAAUAUUUUAGAAGUGUUUUUUACAAUAGUCCAAAGUUCCAAUAAAGAUUUUUCGAAGGCUUUGUUGAAAAAAUUUAUAAUUGGAAUUACAAGAAAUGCAAAGAAGCGUAGUUUAACUGGAGGCAUCCGCCAAUCUUCAAUACAUAGAAGAAAAAAAUCAAUGGUUAAAAAACAACGUUUAAGUGGAAACAGAAAAGGUGUUGCUCAAAGACAAGGCGAAAAUGAAAUUUUUUAUGAAAAUGAGCAAUCAUUUAAUGAAGAAAAAGAAUAUGAUGAAGAUAACGAUGAAUAUGGUAUGGAAAAAUAUGAAGCUGACGGUGAAGAUGCUAUAAUAGAACAUGACGAGGUUGAAGAGGAAGAUGAUAAUGAUACAGACACGGACUAAAAGAACAUUUUUAUUAAAAAAACUUUUUAAUUUACAUUCAAGUUUUGUUUAUUUUUAAUAGUGUGUAGAAGAGGAAUAAAAACAAUUUUACUUUCA